This is a messenger RNA of Mesorhabditis belari, 2298 nucleotides long. NCBI's taxonomy places the organism in Eukaryota, Metazoa, Nematoda, Chromadorea, Rhabditida, Rhabditidae. The record is from the annotation of a GenBank genome assembly.
AUGCUUCAAGAUGAUGAGGCUCGACAUCUCGAUGACUCCUUUUUCUUCUACUCGAUCGAUCAACUACAACCACCACUUCCCUCGCCGCCCAUUCGUUCGCAAAAGCAAGAAGAAGAGGCUUUGGAGCCAUUCGGCGACUCUUUCGAGCAUCCACCAUAUCUAGAGCCAGAGAUUCCUUUCGUGCUUCCGGGCUACAACUUUCCGCCAACUCAGCCACUCUUCUUUCAUGGCGAGGCUUUUCACGACAGCUCAAUUGAGAUACCGGCUUUGUCAUGGUUGUCCGAUCAGAGCGAUGAGCCCCGACGAAAAAGAAUAAAGUCUGAUGUCCUGGAAGAACCAAGAAACAAUCUGCAAAUUCUUCAAGCCUCUCAUUUGAUUAAUCUAAGUGGAUCAAUUCAAUGCCCAACUGCGACUAGUCGAGACUCAAUUGAGCAUAUUAUCAACGUGCUUAUGAUGUACACAAAUACUUCCGAGGAAAUUAUCUUUAUCAGAAAGUUUCUCAAAGCCGUUAUCAAAAAACUAAAGGUAGAAAAUGAAGCUCAAAUCGAUAAUCUGUUGCAAGCGAUAUUAUCAAAUGGAUGCAUGGAGGCUGGAUGUGUUAACAUUUCAACUGCUCUUGAUGGCCGAAUGCAAGUCCUCAGUAAAAAGGUUUAUCCGGAAGUCUUCAGUGUUCGGAUUUGGCGUUGGCCAUCGUUGAAGACACGAAGACAUAUCGAAGUUUUACGGUGCUGCGCAAAAUCGGAAAAGAUAUGCAUCAACCCGUUUCAUUACGAAGUAUCGAAAUUUGCCGCUUACAAGGCUGGGCUUCUAGUAAGAAAUAGUUUGGAGGCUCAAUCAUCUUUCAUUUGGGAAGAUCCGCAGUGGAACAUCGAUACGCUGCAUUAUGUAUCACCGCCGGAGCCAGAGCCGAAUAUCCAGUGCACGAGGACUAUUGAAAAAGCUUUGACAUUGACGCCUCGAAUUAGUACAAUCGAUCGACUUGCUUCUCAACCUACAAGUUGUUUUGAUCAUUAUAUGAGGGCCAUUAAUCCUUUGACCCGUAUACCUGGUAAAAUCGAUCACACGCCACGUCUUGUUAACGCGCCUUAUCAACCACUGAGUCGUUCAGAGUUUUGGCAAAAAAGUAGAAAAGGAGAUGUGACCAAUGGUGUUUCGAAUGUUCGAUCCAAUGAGAUUUCCAAUGAGGACCGUGGACUCAUCGAGAAAACCCUACAGGAGAUAAUUUGUCUCGAGAGUGGAAAGGAUUCAAUUUCCGAUGAUGAGGGAAUCCAUCGUUUCUUUGCUGGUUACUGUUUUUUGUGCUUUCUCUUGCUCGCACUCAUUGGAAAUGUCCUCAAUUUGAUGAUUUCCAACUCGGAACUCAUACGCUCAUAUUUUGCCAUUCGAAUGCUCAGCGCUAAAUUGUGUCUCAACUCUUUCUGUAUGCUUACCCUUGUCCCCUCGUCGCUUCGACUUCUCAAAUUUUGGGAUUACGGCACUGAUAAUGAUUUACUCUAUUGGAAAUUUUGGCCAUACGAGCAAUUUUUUGUGGCCUUUCUAAGUUUGUGUUGUGUGUGGACUACGGUAUUGAUGACAUUUGUGUGCUAUAAGCAGAUUUUUCAUCCAAAUGAUGAUUUGGGUGUCGAGUCGAGUCGAAAUGUUUUUCUCUCAUUCUUCUCGAUGUUCAUCCUAUCGAUUCUUCUCUCAAUUCACAAAUUAUUCGUCAAAGUCGAUAUUUCAAUAGAUUCGUGUAAAAAGGCGAUUGUUUUACUCGCGAAGAAACCGGAAGUUCUGGCUGAUUUCUGUGUAUUCUUGUCGAUGAUCGCGAAUUUCUUGCUAGGCGCAGCAGUACCACUACUUCUUUUGGUUUACAUGACGACGUCGAUUGCAUCAAAAUUGUUGAGACACGAUCCCCUUUCCGGGCAUUUUAGUGCUGAGAAAUUGUGUGUCACGCGGAUCACGAUGCUCACAACGGGCCUCCAAUUUUUCUCUACAAUCUCGCAAAUGAUUGAAACGAUAUCAUUGAGGAAUAGCGAGGAGAAGAUCAAUUCUUUUCCCCAAUUUUGUCUUUUUCAUUCAAUUACUCAUUUCCUUUUUCUUUCCAAUCUUUCACUACCAUUUUACGUCUUUUUUGGCAUCUCUCCGAGAUUUCGAAGUAUCGUUAUGGCAAAACUUCGAUCCUACUGCCCUGCCAAUCCCCCACAACAAUCAAAUGCGCAUUCAGAGUUGACAAGAAUGAUCUCUCCAGUUACGAGUAUGGAUGACUUCACCCGGCCUUCAUCGUCAAGUUUUCCCCGUGGUACCCCACUGUAUCAACUC